Nicotiana tabacum (common tobacco) is the source of this 3560-nucleotide messenger RNA. Its product is annotated as putative late blight resistance protein homolog R1B-12. NCBI's taxonomy places the organism in Eukaryota, Viridiplantae, Streptophyta, Magnoliopsida, Solanales, Solanaceae. The record is from RefSeq and is a predicted model, not a curated record. Gene Ontology annotation, molecular function: ADP binding. Gene Ontology annotation, biological process: defense response to other organism.
UAUCACUCUUCAUUCUUCACCAUUUAAGUCUUAUUCUUUCUGAAUUUCGAUUUCUCUAGUCCAAAAGCAUAGCAAUUAAUCUCUCUAUUGCCAGGUGAGAUUUCUUUUUAGGUUUUUACAGUUCCACUUCUUUUUUGUUAUUUUACAUUUUUAUGUCUUUUUCAUGCUGUGAUGUGAAUCAUUUCCUCUGAAAAUGACAAUGGCAUUUAUUAACUGCAUCUACCAAAUUAAUUUUGGAUCUUUCCAAAGAAAUAACACGAUAAAGAAGAUACUAAAAGUAGCUAAAUUUCAUAGUUUAUGAUCCAAAUUCUGAUAAAUUCAUUUCCCACCAGUAAGGAAGAAAGUGUAUUUAUAAUUUUAGCUUUCCUCUCCAAGUUAAGUACUUUCUAACUUCAUCGAUCUUCCUAACUUUUUUGUUUGCUUUUGAUAUGUUAUAGUUUUGUCGUCGAAGUUAAAAGAACAACAAGAAAGAUUGACCUCGGUUUUUGCUUUUUCAUUCGAAUAUUUCUUUAUUUCUGUGCAGAAAUCGCUUAAUUUUAUAUUUGCAUAUUGUUGAAUAUUGAGCUCAAACAUUGAUUCGUAAUACAUCACGAUAAUUUCGGGGAUAGAGAUCAAUGCAAUAAUGGUUAUAACUAAUCGAUCAAAGUUUGUUUAGGUCAAAAUAAGUCGAGUCAAGAUGGGUCAAAUAACAGGUCAUAAUUUAAAUAUGACCCAACAUCACUUCUUUUUAUUUUACUUUUAGAAGAAUAAGGUGAAAGUCAAUGUAUUUUUCUUUGAUUAUUAGCUUAAGUUCUUUCAUUAUUACAUCAUUCUCAAUUUCCAAAUUUGAUUGUAUAUUUAAAUAUGAAUUGCAUUUUGAUCAUCUUGACCCAAUAAUAACUCCUCGUGUCAAGUCAACUAAGGCGUUAUUACUUAUUACCCAACCCAUUUAAACACGGAUGAAUUUGGUGACAAAUUAAGAAAAUUGUUAAUUUUGUUUUGAUUUAUUUUAUGGAAGGUGACAGAGCUAUUAACUCUUUAAGGCAGUUGGUUUAUAGUUUACACUAUUGCGAAAGAUACCAAUUAGCUGUAGUUUUCAACAAUUGACAUGGACGUUGUUGAGACUUGUGAAGAAGAAACGCUUUGUUCUGGAACGCCUUCAACCAAACAUAGUUUUCCAUCAAUUGAGGAGGAAGUUGUGGGGUUUGAGAAAGAUGCAGAAAGUAUAAUAAAGAAAAUGAUUCAAGGAACAAAGGAGCUAGAUGUUAUCUCAAUCUAUGGAAUGCCAGGUCACGGAAAAACAACUUUGGCCAGGAAAGUGUACAACAAUCCUUCUAUUGUUAAUUACUUUGAUGUUAAAGCUUGGUGUUCUGUUUCGCAAGCAUAUAAUAGGAUAAAGUUGUUGGGUGAGAUUUUCAAUCAAGUAACAGGUUAUAAGAGCGAAAUUGAUGAUGAUGUUGACAUAGCUGACAAGUUGCAGAAGACUCUAAAAGGCAGGAGAUACCUCAUUGUCUUAGAUGAUAUAUGGAAAGUCGAGGCGUGGGAAGACCUGGGAUUAUGUUUCCCUAAAGGUGAAGAUGGAAGUAGAGUAAUGGUAACAACUCGAAUUGAAGAAGUGGCUAAGCAUCUCCAGCACUGCAGUGAUCCUUAUUCUCUUAGAUUUCUAACAUUGGAAGAGAGUUGGGAAUUAUUACAGAAGAAAGUAUUUCAAGGCGAGAGUUGUCCCCCGAAUCUACAGGGACCAGGGUUAAAAGUUGCCCAACACUGCAAAGGUUUGCCGCUUGUAAUUGUCCUGAUUGCUGGAAUUAUUGGAAAAAUGGAAAGGCAGGAGUCUUUGUGGCUUGAGGUUGCAAAUGACUUAAGUUCUCAUGCUUUAGGUGAGCAGAGUAUGAAUGUAAUACAAUCAAGUUACGACCAUUUAGAAGACCACUUAAAGCCUUGCCUUCUUUACAUGGGAUUGUUUCCAGAAGACUUUAAGAUUCCAGUAUAUGAUUUGCAGAAGUUGUGGAUGGCAGAAGAGUUUGUACUCAAUGUCGGGACAGAAAAUAUGGAGGAAGCAGCUAGAGUUUGCUUAAAUGAUCUACUUAAUAGAAGUCUAGUUAUGGUCUCUGAAAAGAGAAUUGAUGGUGACGUUGAAUGCUGCACACUUCAUGAUGUAGUGCGUGAGUUUUGCUGUAGAAAACUAGCGAAGGAAAAUUUUAUGCAGCUCACAGUGCCAUAUAAUCCAUAUCUUCAUUAUUCCAAGAAAUCGCGGUUAUGCAUUUAUAUUCAUGAUGAUCUGGUUGAAGACUUAAUUCAUUCUGAAUAUUGGCCGCAUAAGCCUAUGGAGUUCAUUGCUCAUCCAAAAUGCAACACACGGGAUCCAUCAGUUACUUUACCUUUACUUGCUAAAUUAAGAUUUGUCCAGGCCUUUCAUUCGUUGGACGUUAAGUUGCCAAGUUCUUGGGUUAUGGCAGUGCAAUCGCUAACUCACUUGAGGUACCUUGCAAUUUCUGUCGAAGAAUUUGAUUUCAAGUGGGUAUCUCACCUACGCGAUCUUCAAACUCUAAAUGUUGUCUCAAGAAAAUAUGUACGAUCAUCGCCCUCAAUUAUCUGGGAAAUGACGAAGCUAAGGCAUUUGUAUAUUUUCUGUUUUUCCUUUAUAUGGGAAGAUGAUGACCGAGCAAUUUUUGAAGAAUCUUCAGCAACAAUGCUAGAAAACUGGAGGACAUUUCGCUCUUGCAGUAUAUACGAUACGGAUCCAAAGUUCUGGUGGAGAUUUCCGAAUCUUGAAGAACUCAAUCUCUACAUUCAAGAAGAACCUAGUCGUCCAUUGUUUCCCGUACCGGAAGUUCAUACUCGACUUCAUUCUCUUGAACUAUAUAUCAAUUACAACCGUGGAUACUGGAAAUUAGUUGAAACAGCUAGCAAGUUUGUCUUCCCUUCAAAUAUUAGGUACUUGCAUAUUCAAAUCGAAUUGCCAAUCAAAGGGUUAUAUCAAAAUAUUGCAAGAUUGCGGAAUCUGGAGAAUCUCAAAUUAGAAAUACGAGACACUUUUGGGGAAGAUUGUUGGGACGUCAGUGAUGUCGAGUUCCAAGCACUCAAAUACUUGAAAUUAUUAAACUUCAUGGAUAUUAGAGAAUGGAAAGCUUCAGAGGAAUCCUUUCCUGUGCUUGAGAAGCUAUUUAUAAAGCAUUGUAUCUACCUGGAGGAGAUCCCUUCGUGCUUUGAGGAAAUUCCAACACUGCAACUUAUUGAUGUGGAACAAUGCAGGGACUCUGUUGGGGAUUCAGCUAUAAAUAUCAAAAGAGAAAUAGAAGAAACCACUGGAUCUGACACUCUCCAAGUUCAAAUUCGACGUCCAACGCGCUAAGUCAAAAUAUUAAAAUUUCCCAAAUUAAGACUUAUGAGAUGCAUUUGUUCAAAGGCUUCUUGUUGCAGACUGAUUGCGGAUAACAAAUCAGGCCAAGUUGAAGUUUCUGCAAUGCAAAUCAGUGUAGAAGAUAUGUUAGGAACUUAAUGUCACAUUAUUCUCCUACUUCAAAUGUUAAAUUUUGGUUAGUUCUGUUAAAAUCAUAUAGAAUCUGUGAACUAGUUUUUGA